Molecule: messenger RNA, 828 nt
Organism: Triticum dicoccoides
Lineage: Eukaryota; Viridiplantae; Streptophyta; Magnoliopsida; Poales; Poaceae
Exons: 4
Coding region: 1-828 (275 amino acids)
Source: RefSeq, a predicted model, not a curated record
AUGGACCUGUUCCACGACGGGCACCACGUGCGGCUGCGGAACCUCGUGCAGCGCACCUACCUCCACGCCGCCGACGACGGGGUGGGCGUCACGCUCCGCGAGACCCGCGCGUCCAUGAACGCGGCGUGGGCGGUGCACAUCUACCACGGCGACGAAGGCCCGUACUUGCUCCUCCACAGCGCCGCCUACGGCCGCUACCUCGCCGCCGCGGCCAAGCCGGCACGGCUCGGCCACAUAGGCCUCCGCGCGGAGCUGAGCGAUUACGACCUUCCGGAGGUGGAGGCCAUCAUGUGGCGGGCCGUCGGGUCGGGCUUCGAGGACGACGUCGUCCUGCUCCGCCACGUCGGCGGCCGCUACCUCCGCGCCAAUGGCAAGUACCUCUCCUGGAACUCCUCCGGCGUCAGCGUCGACGACGACGCCAGCCCCAUGAUGUACUGGGUCGUCGAGCCCAUCCCCUUCAGAGAGGCGGGCAUGCCUGCCAUUCCUGGUCCGCUUCCGACUCGCCCAAGAUGCCUCUCCGCCAUAUUCGGUUCUCCCAGACGGCAUAUCCUGUUCGUGCGGGCGCUCGAGGAGGUCGACGGCUGGCGCCUGUUCUUGUUCAAGGGGAGGUCCGUGUUCCGCCUGAGGGACGACCUGGCGUUCCGCGUCGCUGCCGGCGUGGACGACCCGAACAUCGCCAUGUGCGUCCGAGCGGGCCGCUACGGGAGGCUGACCCCGCUCGUCGUGCCCCAUGGCGGCUACGGCGACGGCGAGAUCCUCGAGAUUGUCGUCUUCCUGGCCGGGACCCCUGGCUACGAUGCGCUGCGAUACCCGGAUGUCGAUGCAUAG